CCCGGCGUCGCUCGCUGUUUUGGACGCGCAUGUAAACAUGGCAGCGACUGCAAACCGCAAACAGUAAAAACACAUUUUUAUAAUAAUACAACAUGCUGGUAGCCUUUCCAGACGUACACAUGUCUUGUAGUUUUGAGUGACCUGAAAGGAAAGUCUGGCGCAUUAAAUGAGUCCAUUGGCUGUUCUGCGUUCAGUGUCACGAAGCUUAAACGCAGGUCGUCUGUCCAGUCAGAGGAGGUGGACCGGACCAGCUGCGCGGCUUCAUACAGCGGGGUGUGUAACUACCUCAGUCCACUGCUCAGGGGCUGAGCUGGGGAAACUGAGAGGCCUUGAGCGGCCUUUUGAGAGAAGGUUACGUUCAGUGUAUCAGCGGUUUACUGAUGUGCCUGACCACGCAGCAUUCCAGGGGUCUCGCCAUGCAUACAUUGUGGAGGGUUGUGGGAUCUUCAGAGUGGCAUAUGGAGAGGGUGAGCAAGACCUGGUGCAGGUGCUCCGUACUGAUUGGGCAGCUGUGGAUGGGACCAUUCAGAAGGUCCGGCUCUCUCCUACAGAGUCUGUACUGGCAGCUACUGUGAAGAACAAUCACUGUGAGGAGGCCAGAUGUGUGCUGGUUCAAUUAGAGCAGCUUACUAUACCUCAGAAACCCCUGCUCAUCCUGGACAAGGUGUUCAGCUUUGAGUGGGCCACAGAUGAUGUGCUGUUCUACACCACUCAAGAGGGGCUUCAGUGCAGGCAUGUUUUUAGACUCCACCUUACUGACGCUGGAGCCCAAAGCAUGCUGGUAUAUAAGGAAAAAGAUCCUGAGUUCUUUGUGGAGGUCAGUCGCUCCAAAGACCAUAGGAUAGUAACAGUAAACUGCAGCAGUAAGAGCAGCUCUGAGGUCUGGAUGAUUGACAGCAGAUCUCCUCUCUCACAUCCCACACUAGUGCAGCCUCGUCAGCCUGGCCUGCUAUACCAUGUGGAGCAUUCGGACAGCCAGCUUUAUAUUUUGGCCAACACUGGACCAGGCCAUGAAUACCAGCUGCUGAGGACUCCUUUCACCUCUCCAGCCAUGCAGCACUGGGAACCCACGUUCAGCCCUGGUCCUGGAGCGGUCAUUAAAGACAUGGAGAUGUUACAGGACCACUGUGUGUUUACAAUGAGAGAGCCUCUGGGUCAACUCCAGCUCCACACCAUUCCACUAAAAGCACCUAAUCAUGUGACCAUUCUUCAGCUGCCCUCCUGGGCCUGUGCGAUAGAGACUCAGCGGUUUGGUAUGGUGGACAGUGAUGCAUUCAGCUUCCUCCUGUCCUCUCCAGUCCAUCCCCCAGUCCGCUACCACCUUUCUCCCACUCGUAAGCAGCCGCUUUCUCAGGAGGAUGAUCUUCAGCACACUCUCCUGCCUGAGUAUCACACCACACGCCUGCAGGCACCCAGCCAGGAUGGGACCAUGGUGCCUCUGACACUUUUCCACAUGCAGCCAUUACCUGAUAUGCGUGAGGCUCCGAUGCUGGUACAUGUGUAUGGAGCGUAUGGCCUGGAUCUUAACAUGGGCUUCUGCCCUGAAAAGAGACUGCUGUUAGAUGACAACUGGGUUUUGGCCUACUGCCAUGUCAGGGGUGGUGGUGAGUGUGGUUUGGCUUGGCACUCAGCGGGUCGUUUACAGUUCAAGAAGAAAGGAGUAGAGGACCUCAGUGCCUGCAUCCAGACUCUCUUCCAGUCUGGAGUGUCCCGGCCUACACUGACUGCUCUCACUGCACGCAGCGCAGGAGCUGUCCUAGCAGGGGCACUGUGUAACAAACACCCUCAGCUCCUCAGAGCUGUUCUCUUACAGGCACCUUUUCUAGAUGUCCUUGGCACCAUGCAGGACCCAUCCCUGCCUCUAACAAUAGAGGAGAGAGGGGAGUGGGGUGACCCCCUUAUAGACUCCCAGCACAGGGACAACAUCGCCUCAUACUGCCCUUGUCACAAUAUCAGUACUCAGCUCUAUCCAUCCAUGCUGAUCACUGCUUAUUCAGGCGAUAGCAGAGUGCCUCUGUCAGGGGUGAAGAAUUAUGUGGAGAGGCUCAGUAAGGCCGUCCAAACCUACUCCAGCAGCCUCUGUACUAAAGGACACAUCCCAACUAUCUUGCUGGAUCUUCAGCCAGGGGGUGAUCACUUUGGUCCAGAAGACUUUGACCAGUCUCUGAGUGAAAGUGCUCGACAGUUAGCCUUUCUCUACACAAUGCUCGAGCUGGACUACAAAGGAGCCCGACAGAAAACGACAGGACGAAGAAAAAAAAAAAAAACUAUAGAGACCCUCUCAUUGACACCUGUGGAUCCUCUUUUUUCAUAAAGAGCAAGAAUUUAAAUUGAA
This is a messenger RNA of Pygocentrus nattereri (red-bellied piranha), 2335 nucleotides long. RefSeq names its product prolyl endopeptidase like (gene prepl). The record is from RefSeq and is a predicted model, not a curated record. Bases 167 to 2314 code for a protein of 715 amino acids. Gene Ontology annotation, biological process: proteolysis. Gene Ontology annotation, molecular function: serine-type endopeptidase activity. Lineage: Eukaryota; Metazoa; Chordata; Actinopteri; Characiformes; Serrasalmidae. The transcript is spliced from 14 exons. Gene Ontology annotation, cellular component: cytoskeleton; Golgi apparatus.